Messenger RNA from Aplysia californica (California sea hare), 2824 nucleotides. RefSeq lists its product as uncharacterized. The record is from RefSeq and is a predicted model, not a curated record. NCBI's taxonomy places the organism in Eukaryota, Metazoa, Mollusca, Gastropoda, Aplysiida, Aplysiidae.
CUGAAUUAAGUGUAUGCUGGGGGGUUUUCUGUCUCAAUUAUUGCUCAAUUUGUGUAAAAUCCAUCAACAAAAUUCCUUUCACACUGUGAAAUAGCAGGUGCGAGCUGUAUGAAUUAACCUUGUUUUUCGACUGGACUGAUGUUAUAAGCUGAAAACUGCUUACAAGUUAUAUAAUUUCCCUUUAAAAGUUUCAUCCGUUACGUACUUUAACAUAAAUCUUCGUAAGACUUAAGUUCAGUGUUGUCGCUGGGGAGACGAAGACUUUUCUUUUCAGAUUUGAAAUAAUAGUUUUCAGAGGGCGGUCUUAAUUUGUACUCUCUGUACAAACGACGUCUCAUCCUAACUUGUACCUUGCAAAAAGCAUUUAUGUUUAGACACUUCACCCUCUGCCUCACAUACUGAAGGCUUUUUUCACUGGGUGUGGUUUCUAAAAUGGUAUGGUUUAGGGAUCCCGUGGGGGUACGGGAGCGGAAAUUCACAUCUAACCAAAGUUGUCACAUUGACCGCAGCUGGCCGACUAUGGUUCCCGACUUUUGAAGACUGGACUGAUUUUUGUGCAUCAGGCGUAGAGGACAUUGUUGAAAGGAGAUCACAGCUGACAAAAGAAAGCCACAGCCACUUGAAGUCGACGAAAAUCAAGAUUUCUAUAUAUAGUAUCAUCAGCGUCACUGCGCAAGCAUCUACGUCUUGUUUUGUUUUUGUUUUUGUUCUGGAUUGGGUUUUUGUUUUGUUUUGGUUGUUGCAGGUUUUUUUUUAAAUUCCAUUAUUGUUUAAGUUAAGAAAUAGAAAAAGGUGAUCACGAAACAGAAUAAAACUAUAAUGAUCUAAGAUGUCCCUUGAAGUUUUUAUUCUAAAAACUGAUUUUUCUGGGGAACCCACUAUAGACUGAGUUGAGGGGUUCUGGAAUGACGCAGGCAAUAAUACAUGUAAUAUGGAUGCCCUCUAGCAGAGUAGACACUUUUGGAAAAAGUUCUCUUAGCAAACACGUUCAGCUCGGAGGACACACAUUUUAAAAACCCCAGAAUUCGAAUCUCUGUGUCGGAUCACAAAAAACAAACAAACAAAAAAACUUCCAUGAUACCUGCAUCGAAGCUGUAUCCCCCCAAGUUGGUAUACAUGUGGUAUCUUUGGUCCAAUUCAGCACAGGUUAUUAGCUCUGGCAGACAGAGUUGAAGCAGACCACCCCAUAGAUUAUCUAGAUUGUGUUAGUUGGGUGUGAAACAUUUACGACCAUUGCUUCGUAGCUAUGUAUAUGAGGAGUGAUUUACAGUUUUAAAAAACCCAGUGAUAUUUGAUGGUGUUGAAGAACGCGACUACUCAUAAGGCAGUUUCCAAACAUGUCCAUGCUAAUAAUUCCUUGAAUGUUUGCUCUGGAUUUUCAAGGCGUGUCUGUCCAAGACUGUUUGAGCGUGCUAGAGACCUUUGGAGACAAGGAGAACGCUCAACUUUGCUCACUCAAGUAGCUCCGUCAGCUAGGCCACCACGCUUGACCAUGUCAGAGUCAAUCACAGUUCUCAUUUGUCUCCUCCUAGCUGGGCUUAGAGCCACGAACGGUCACACAAAACCAUCUCUUGACCUUACCCUUCUCGCCACGUUCACACGUCUGCCGGUCCACUUGCCCGCCUCCGCCUAUCUGAACAUACGAUGUAACUACACAGGCCUGUCCACCUUAUCGUUCUUGGGCAUCGGCAAGCGGCCAGACUGUUGCUCCACUACAGAAAACCUGGCUUUCAUCACCCCAGAGGACAGAGGUGAGACACACCACAGGACAAAGGUGAGACACCCAAUAAGACAAAGGUAGGGUGAUCAACAGGACGUAAGGUGAGACACUCCACAGGACAAAGGUGGAACACCUCAAAGGUAAGACACCCCACAGGACAAAGGUGGAACACCCAAAGGUAAGACACCCAACAGGACAACGGUAAGACACCCCAGAGGUGAAAGGUAAGACACCCCACAGGAUAAAGGUAAGACACCCCUGUCCACCCUAUCGUUCUUGGGCAUCGGAAAGCGGCCAGACUGUUGCUCCACUACAGAAAACCUGGCUUUCGUCACCCCAGAGGACAAGAGUAAGGCACCCAAUAGGAAAAUUUUAAAACAUCCAAUAUGACAAAGGUAAGACACCACACACGAUGAAGGCGAGGCACCCCAAAGGUUAGGCACCCCACACGACAAAGGGGAGACACCCCUCACGACAAAGGCAAGACAUCCAAUAGCACAAAGGUAGAACACCCAAUAGGACAAAGAUAAGACACCCCACUGAACAUAGGUAAGACACCCCAAAGGACAAAGAUGAGACACUUCACUGGAUAAAGGUAAGACACCCAAUAGGACAAAGGUAAGAUACCCGAAAGGACAAUGGUGAGACACCCCACGAGACAAGGGUAGGAUGCCCCAAAGGACAAAAGUGAGGCAUCCCAAGGGUGAGACAUAAUUGAGACACCAAAAAGGACAAAGGUAAGACACCCAGUAAUUCAAAGGUAGGACGCCCCACAGGACAAAAGGUGAGACACCCAACAACACAAAGGUAAGACACCCCAAACGACAAAGGUUAGGCACCCCCACACGACAAAAGUGAGACACCCAAUAGGACAAAGGUGAGACAACCCACACGACAAAGGUGAGACACCAAAUAGGACAAAGGUGAGACACCCAAUAGGACAAAGGCAAGACACCCUGCAAGACAACGGUGAGACACUCCAUGGGACAAAGGUGAGACACCCCAAAGGUAAAACACCCCACUGGACAAAGAUAAAAUACCCAACGGGAUAAAGGUGAGAUAAAGCUCUUGAACCCCUUCCUCCCACCCCACCCCCCACCCCCA